Messenger RNA from Haliotis rubra (blacklip abalone), 523 nucleotides. RefSeq lists its product as uncharacterized. Lineage: Eukaryota; Metazoa; Mollusca; Gastropoda; Lepetellida; Haliotidae. The coding region runs from base 70 to 465 and encodes 131 amino acids. Gene Ontology annotation, molecular function: calcium ion binding. The record is from RefSeq and is a predicted model, not a curated record. The transcript has 6 exons.
CCUGUAUAAAAGACAAUGAGACUAUGUUAUCGUCCUAUUUAAUCUGGCUCGGGAAACAGAUAAUCAACAAUGGGUCCGCUGUCGUUCUGUGCAGUUGCUGUUAUGUUGGGCGUUGCCUUCUCCCAGACCGACAUUGCUACAACCGUCUUUCACCAACUCGAUGCUGGCAAAAAUAACUUUUUGACACUGGCCAACUUUAAUGCUUACUACAAUCAGUUCGACCUUGAUGGCGAUGGUUCAAUCACCAAGCAGGACUACUAUAAACUAGACACCAACCACGCCCACGCUGAUAAGCAGUUUGCUCUGUAUGAUGUUGAUAAAGACGGGGCACUCACCUUGAAGGAUGUCAAAAUAAUUGUGGGCAAGUUUGACACAGAUGGUGAUGGUAAAAUAACACUGGCCGAAUUCAAAGCGAACUACGCCAAGCUCCUGGUUGGUACAGGCGGCGCCCCUGUUGGCAAGUAGACGAACAAUGGAAAAUAAUGUCGAUGUGAUGGAAAUAAAUAUAGAUAUAUAAGAUAAA